This is a messenger RNA of Rangifer tarandus platyrhynchus (Svalbard reindeer), 474 nucleotides long. Lineage: Eukaryota; Metazoa; Chordata; Mammalia; Artiodactyla; Cervidae. The record is from the annotation of a GenBank genome assembly.
AUGAAAUUCCACCUCCCUCCCUUCCUCUCUCCCUCCCUCUCGCCUCCCUCCCUCCCUCUCUUCUCCACGCCCCCCCCCCCCCCCCCCCGUCAAGCCUUUGGCAUCUUUAUCCUCAUCACUAAAUCCUACAGAGUACAGGGCGGAAAACGGUGCACACCAUUCACAGAACUGGAGAACUCUAAGGGGCGAAAGUUAAAGGGAAAGAUCCCGGUUCCUCAAUCCACAUCGCCUCUUCUUAUACAGAUAUCUCUAAUAACCAGAUUUGAGAUGCACAUUAAGUUGUGUGGAUUUCUCAGCACGGUUUCUGGAACUAAAUUUUUUGCCCUUUCUCGUAUUAUUAUUAUUAUUAUUAUUAUUUUCUUUCAAGAUGCCAGAGCCAGAGGGGGGAAAAUUGCUGCAUGUGAGCUGCAUUUUAGGGCAUGUGUGUUGGGGUGUGUGUAUGUGAUGAAUUUCUGGAUUGGAUCCCAAUACUAA